Molecule: messenger RNA, 2441 nt
Organism: Leptonychotes weddellii (Weddell seal)
Lineage: Eukaryota; Metazoa; Chordata; Mammalia; Carnivora; Phocidae
Source: RefSeq, a predicted model, not a curated record
UCUUCCCUGCCCGCCCCUGCAGAUCCUGGAGGAGAACAUGAAGCUGGAAUGUAAAUGCCACGGUGUGUCUGGCUCGUGCACCACCAAGACAUGCUGGACCACGCUGCCGCAGUUCCGGGAGCUGGGCUACGUGCUCAAGGACAAGUACAACGAGGCUGUCCACGUGGAGCCUGUGCGCGCCAGCCGCAACAAGCGGCCCACCUUCCUGAAGAUCAAGAAGCCGCUGUCGUACCGCAAGCCCAUGGACACAGACCUGGUGUACAUCGAGAAGUCGCCCAACUACUGCGAGGAGGACCCGGUGACGGGCAGCGUGGGCACGCAGGGCCGCGCCUGCAACAAGACGGCCCCGCAGGCCAGCGGCUGCGACCUCAUGUGCUGUGGCCGCGGCUACAACACCCACCAGUACGCCCGCGUGUGGCAGUGCAACUGCAAGUUCCACUGGUGCUGUUAUGUCAAGUGCAACACCUGCAGCGAGCGCACCGAGGUGUACACGUGCAAGUGAGCCCGGGACUCGGCGGCUGGGCGCCUCCAGCCGCAAGUCAGACUGCAGGGGGGACCGGACAGCUUCCGGCUGCAGUCACCCUGGCAGGUCUUGUCCGGGAUCUCGGCGGGGGAAUGCUGAGCUUGUCUUUUCUGCUGUGGGGACACCUCUCCUGGGUUUUCUGCAGGCGCCCGGUGGAAAGAUCUCCCCAGAGCCCUGGACUGUUCUCUUCCACACCCACUGCUGCUCCGCCCCACCCCACACACUGCCUGGUGGGGCCCUCCUUGGCUGGAGCAGAGCCUUUUGCACCAGGAGCUCUGGGCCCUGGGGCCUCAACAUAGCAAUAUUUAACAAUUUAUUCUGAUAAAAAAUAAUAUUAAUUUAUUAAAUUAAAAAAGAAUCCUCCCACCUCAUCGGGAUCCGUUUUCUGCAAUCAAAGUGGACUGCUUGCUUUCCUUGCGGGAUAAUUUUGUCGCUAGGACAAGGAGUCAAGUAGAACUGUACAUAAUUAUCCUUUAUGCAGAUAUUUCUACUAGUUGAUUUUGCAAGUACCGCCCCCCCCUUGCAGCACUAGAUGUUUAAGAGCAGACGUCCUUUAUACAUAUAUAGAUAUAUAUACACACACGUUUAUAUUUUUUUGCUGUUUGCUGCUACUUAUCCAGAAAUUUAAGCUGGUCCAGAUUUGGAGUCGUCUCCCAGAUUAUGAUUCCCAUCCUUUAGUCCUCCCCAGCUCAAACUUACACCAGUAGAAGAAUCCAGUUUGGAAUACAGAGAGAGAGGAAAGAUAAUAAUAAAACUCCCAGCAGUUUCCAUCUUUUGGAAAGUGAGCCACUGGAUAAGAGAGAAUAUUUUGUAAGAGACUAUUUUUAUAUGAAUAUUUUAUUUAUAUCGAGUCUGCCUGUAUGAUUCCAUGGCCUGUGCUUCUUCUUAAUUCUGGUACUUGCUUUGGGGUAAGGAGGAGCGAGGCCUGGUUCCCAUGGGGACCCUCACAUAGCUGGGUUCUCGAGUUCUGUUGGCCAAGCAGGCAGAAGUGGCCCCUGGAUGCCUGGGUUGGGGUGUCAUUGGUAUUACCUGGGAAAGGAAUCAGAUCCCCAGCCUACGCCUUUUGAGCAAGGUCACUGUGAUGAGCCAUAUGGCGGGCAGGCCCGUGCCCUUGGCAUUGGGUGACCAUUAGAGGGCUUGAUGGUUCGCCACAUGGCAAAACCAGCUCAGGGAGCCCGCUGCUCACCAGGAUGCCCCUCCCAUUGCCGUGGGUCCUGACAGGUGAGGCACAGUCCUCAGUUACGGAGCAGAAAAACUGGGGUGAGGGAUCCCAUGAGUAGCAGGGCUCAACAGGGCUUCCUGGAUGUCGUGGUCCUAGAGCAGACCGGCAGAGAGUUGUGGAUGAGUCCUCUUUGCUCUGGGUCCACCUAUAUCCAGUGCCUGCCGACCUGCAAAGCUCUCCUCCAAGAGGCUGUGGGUGUUCUAAUAUGUGUCCGUUUGCAUUUCUGUGUGCAUGUGUGUGUGUUUGUGUGUGUGUGCGUGACCUUUGGGAGUCUUGGGGGUAGUCACGUGACUUUGCACCUUCGAGCACCUCUGCGGUGCUGAUGUGCCUACAUUGUGUGUUCUCCUGCAUAUACCCAGCUGUGUGUGUGUCUCUCUCCAUGUGCCUGAGAGAUUCAGGGGGGUGUGUGCCUGUGCAUCUGCUGGUCCCCAGGUGUCUCUGCUUGCGGGUGAGGUGUGGUGUGAGGCAGACUACAGGGACCUUUGGCGAUUGUGAUGAGCCACCAAGAGAUGGCACCUCUGAACUCUGUGCCCACAGACACUGGUGAAACUCAGAUACCUCUGAGACCACAGCCUGAUGGCCCCACGCACUGGGAGCCCCUCAGUGUCUAGGCUGUGUUGGACUCCCCAAUGUCAGCACUGGGCCUGGAUCACAGCAUGGACAAAUAAAAUGGCUGGAUGGUUGGUUGAUUUCUUC